Molecule: messenger RNA, 1858 nt
Organism: Diprion similis
Lineage: Eukaryota; Metazoa; Arthropoda; Insecta; Hymenoptera; Diprionidae
Gene: Pdk1
Product: 3-phosphoinositide-dependent protein kinase 1
Exons: 4
Coding region: 284-1855 (523 amino acids)
Biological process (GO): peptidyl-serine phosphorylation; intracellular signal transduction
Molecular function (GO): protein serine/threonine kinase activity; ATP binding
Source: RefSeq, a predicted model, not a curated record
AGAGUUCAGUAAGCGAUCGGCUCUCAAAAGCCACGGACGCGUUUUCCUCUGAGUUUAUCAAAACAUCGGGUUCAACAACGUUACUUAUAUUUGAGAGUUGGCAAGUUUGUUUUCAUUCCAUCAACUGUGGCUUUAAUCAUUCAAACUGGAUUCCAACAAGCAGUACGUGUCGCGAUUGCAUCGCGGCUACAGGAGGCUUAAGAAAUUAUUCAAGCGUGUGGCGAACCAGGCGCUUACCGUUUCGCCACAGCCGGCUGUAGCGGUGGAGGAGCCGGUGUCAAAAAUGUCUCCACCGACGAACGACGUGACCAACGGGGUCGUGGCGCCCCAAAACACCGCGGCGCCCCGGGUUCCUCCCACCACGAAUCCGGCCCUGGCCCAUACGAAUCGCACCCCUGCGAAAUACACUCCAAAAGAUUUUAUCUUUGGCAAGGUCAUCGGCGAGGGUAGCUUCGGAACGGUCUACCUUGCAAAGGACAUUCAUACCGGCAAGGAACACGCCAUCAAGGUGUGCGACAAGCGUCACAUCAUCAAGGAGAAGAAGACUGAAUAUGUGACGCGUGAGAAGGAAGUGCUGAAUAUGCUGGCGGGUGCGAAGCAUUCAUUUGUCCGGCUUUACUGCACCUUCCAAGAUAUGGACCGUCUCUACUUCGUGCUUUCGUACGCGAAAAACGGCGAACUUCUACCUUACAUCAACAAGGUUGGCUCCUUCGACAUCGAGUGCACUAAAUUCUAUUCCGCCGAAAUCCUGAGAGGUUUGGAAUACCUUCACGGUCUUGGUAUAAUCCACCGAGACUUGAAACCAGAAAACAUCCUGCUGGACGAGAAGAUGCACGUCCUGAUCACGGAUUUCGGUUGCACGAAGAUAUUGAAAGAGCCCGAAGUACCGCUUAACGAAAAUGAGACUCACGUUCGAGAACGGAAGAAUUCAUUCGUCGGUACAGCUCAGUAUCUAUCACCGGAAAUUUUGACUGACAGAAAUGCCAGCAGAUCGUCAGACCUAUGGGCAUUUGGUUGUAUAAUAUACCAAAUGGUCGCCGGUCUGCCACCUUUCAGAGCAAGGAACGACUACAUGAUCUUCCAGAAGAUACAAAAACUCGACUACGAAGUUCCUGACGGUUUCUCGGAGAUGGCGAAGAGCCUAGUCGAACAACUCCUCGUUCUCGAUCCGACUCAGAGAUUAGGUGCGCAGGACGAACACGGCGCUGGUUAUCCCAGUAUCAGGGCGCAUCCUUUCUUCGAAGGAGUUGACUUUGAAACACUUCACGAACAAACACCACCACCGAUAUAUCCCUACCUGCCUGGUACUUCGGAGCACGAAGAAUUGAGAUCCCACUACCGAGUUCCCGAUCACCUGGAGCCUGGCCUUGACGACAAACAACUGACGAGGUUACUUGGGCUUGGUAUCGGCGAAGAGGAGAGGCCCGAACCAGUAGCCGUAGUCGAAAAGCCAAGAAAACAGGCAGGGAUUGCCGACCUAACACCGGAAGAGAUCAAAUCUAGGUUGCAGAAGCAAAGGUCGUCCAACAAGUGGGACUAUUUUGUUGAAGGCAAUUUAAUACUGAAGCAAGGACUGGUGCACAAGAGAAAAGGACUGUUUGCCAGAAGAAGAAUGCUCCUAUUAACAACCGGACCCCACCUAUACUACGUGGAUAUGGUAAACAUGGUCCUCAAAGGAGAAAUUCCAUGGAGUCCUGAGUUGCGGGUGGAACCCAAGAAUUUCAAGAUCUUCUUCAUCCACACGCCGAACAGAACGUAUUAUCUCGAAGAUCCCGAUGGUUUCGCGCUGGAAUGGUGCCGCGCGAUUGAAGAGAUGCGAGUCCAUUAUUACGGUCUCCAGGAAUCCACGGCUUGAGUA